Messenger RNA from Beauveria bassiana ARSEF 2860, 978 nucleotides. RefSeq lists its product as uncharacterized. The coding region runs from base 1 to 978 and encodes 325 amino acids. The record is from RefSeq and is a predicted model, not a curated record. Lineage: Eukaryota; Fungi; Ascomycota; Sordariomycetes; Hypocreales; Cordycipitaceae. The transcript has 4 exons.
AUGAUAACUCUCCGAAGUAUCAUUUCUUUUCUCACCUCUCCUUGCUUCUUGGCUUGGUGCACGGUGAUCCUUGGUGGCGCGACGGUUUGGAGGACCACGCCGGAGCUUCAGGGGACUCUCGAAAGAGGGUUCAAGGAAGCGAUGGCUGAUGAUCGUUUCAGAGAACUAGUCUGGACGAUCAUCAGAGUUCUCUUCUCCGGCAACCCGCCUCAAGAGGGGAACCGAGCCCAAGACGAGGAGCAGGAGUACAGUCCGUUUGUUCGUUCGACGAUCUUUAAUCGACAAUCGAAAGACUUUGCCCGGCACGGAGCAUUCUACGGUCCAGUCGUUGGUCCAUUCGGGGCCCUUUGGGUGCUCGCAAUAUAUACAGGGCUCUUGCUCCUUUCAGCCAUCUUCGACCUACAUUUGAAGGACUCUAUCUGGCACUGUAAGGACGACACUCGCAGUCAGACAAUGGGCCUCCUCGCAAUACACUGGUUGCCCUCCGACAGUCUGUCAAGGAACGACGUCCCCGGCCCGGGCCCCCUCGCAAUCUACUGGCUGUCGUCCGAUAGUCUUCCCCGGCCUGGCCCGGCCCCCCUACAGUACACUGGUUGCCCUCCGACAGUGUCAAGGAACGCUGUCCCCGGCCCAGGCCCCCUCGCACUCUACUGGCCGGUUGACUGCAGAUUGACCUAUGUCGUGGAAGUACACAUUACCAUUCCGAACGACUUCUUUCCAUUUAGCCUAGUGCAGGUUCAAGGGCACGCAGCUCAUGCUGAUGCUCAUGGGGCGGCCGCUGCGCAUGCGCCCCAACGGCUACAUUCAAGACUGGCACAGCCGCCGCGCCGACGGUACCUCGCGGACAAAAACCGCCGCCACGCACUCAUGUUUGCGAUGGUGGCUGAGAAGACCUGCACACGAGCCCAAAAGAGUAUUGGAUACCUGAUGAGCCUUCAAAGAACGGUGUCCAACAGUGCUGUUGCUGUCUUGUGCUGA